Molecule: messenger RNA, 2187 nt
Organism: Schistocerca nitens (vagrant locust)
Lineage: Eukaryota; Metazoa; Arthropoda; Insecta; Orthoptera; Acrididae
Gene: polo
Product: serine/threonine-protein kinase polo
Exons: 10
Coding region: 138-1841 (567 amino acids)
Biological process (GO): mitotic cell cycle; protein phosphorylation; regulation of cytokinesis
Cellular component (GO): spindle pole; centrosome; nucleus
Molecular function (GO): protein binding; ATP binding; protein serine/threonine kinase activity
Source: RefSeq, a predicted model, not a curated record
CACAUUCAAACUGCUGCUGUUUAGUAGUAUGCGAAACGGUCAACAUAACACAGUGAUCGAGGUUUUGGAAGCACUGUGUUUUUUUUAGAAAAUAAGUUUUAUAUGUUUAUGUAGUAGUUUGUGUUCUUUUAUACAAAAUGACAGCAGCGAAAGAAGAAACAUACAUCCCUGAUAUCAUUGUUGAUUCUACUUCUGGGGUGACAUACAAGAAAGGGCGGUUUUUCGGAAAGGGUGGAUUUGCAAGGUGCUAUGAAAUUACAGACACAAAAACGGGGAAUAUUUAUGCCGGGAAGAUCAUCCCUAAACGCUUAAUGAAAUCAAGUAAUCAGCGAGACAAGAUUAGUCAAGAAAUACAGAUUCAUAGCAGUUUAAGCCACAAUAAUGUUGUUGGUUUUUACGGAUAUUUUGAAGACAAUUACAAUAUUUACAUCGUCUUGGAGUUAUGCCGCAGUAGGUCGCUCAUGGAACUUCAUAAGCGGAGGAAAGCAUUGACGGAACCAGAAGUUCGGUAUUUUUUGCACCACUUGACUCUUGGAGUGAUGUAUUUACACCAACGUAAAGUGAUCCACAGAGAUUUAAAAUUGGGCAAUCUGUUUUUAAAUGAGAAUUUAGAAGUCAAAAUAGGUGAUUUUGGUUUGGCAGCGAGACUGGAAUUUGAUGGCGAACGAAAAAAGACUGUUUGUGGGACACCGAACUACAUAGCUCCCGAGAUUAUCAACAAGAAAGGACAUAGUUACGAAGUGGAUAUAUGGUCAAUUGGCUGCAUCAUGUACACGUUGUUGAUUGGGAAGCCGCCAUUUGAAACAAGUAGUUUAAAGGAAACCUAUUCAAGAAUAAAACGAUGUGAAUAUUACUUACCGUCACAAGCAAAGAUUUCAAAGUCAGCCGCAAAACUUAUUAGACAGAUGCUUCAACCAGAUCCAAAAUCUAGACCAAAAAUUUCGGAGAUUCCUCUAGCAGAGUUUUUCACUGACGGCUUGUUACCAAAGCAGUUGCCAACAACUUGUCUGACAACAGCUCCAAGGUUCGAUACUGUAAAAGCGGUGCAAGGAAGACGACCUCUGCUUGAAGUGAAUUCAGCUGGUGAAGCUGCUGCAAUUUCUGCUGCCACCAAACCAAACUCAGGCCACAAGUGCUGUUCUGGAGAGAAUCCUGUGGCCUUAGAAUAUCGAAGAAACAUGAGAUCAUUAAUUGAACAGUUGGUUGGAGUUUUAAAGACAAAUCCUGGGGCUAAACCCAGUACUGUACCCUUGGAUGAGACAACAGAUCCUGCAUCUCACCCAUUUGUGUGGAUUAGUAAAUGGGUUGAUUAUUCAGAUAAAUAUGGUUUUGGCUAUCAGCUGUCUGAUGAUAGUGUCUGUGUUAUGUUCAACGAUUACACGAAGUUGAGUUUGCAUCCCAAUCGAAAGAAUCUCUAUUACAUACUGGAAAAUGGAGAAGAAAAGUUCUACACUGUUGAUAGUUACCCUGAUACAUUGGCAAAGAAGAUGAAGUUGUUGAAGUACUUUGAGCGGUACAUGCAGGAUAAUCUGAUAAAAGCGGGAGCUGCAGUUCCUGUAAGAGAGUGUGAUUCCAUUAGCAGACUUCCAUACAUGUAUCAGUGGUUUCGGACAUCCAAUGGUGUUGUCAUGGUGUUGUCAAAUGGAACAGUUCAGGUGAACUUCAUCAAUCACAAUAAAAUUAUUCUUUGUCCAUUGAUGGGUGCAGUGACAUUUAUUGAUGAUAGUCAAAACUUCAAUACAUUCAAAUUCUCUUCAAUAAAACAAUAUGGAUGCAGCAGUGCAUUAGCACAAUGCCUCAAGUUUGCAUAUGACAAAUUGUCUUCACUACUAGCACCAUAAGUCACCGUGCUUAGUGUUGGUAUAUGAAUACUUCCAAUGUCUACAGAAACCAGAUGGACACUUAGUGUUUCUCUGUAGGUUUCAAAAGGCCUGUUACUCUACACGUAUAGUAGUGGUUGCAAGCUGUUGAUAUGAUCUUGCUGUGUGUUGCACUUGAUAGUUUGUGUCAUGAAAUCUGAUUUUUAUGAAGUUACGGCACAGGAUGUGAUUUGGGAGCUUGUGCUAAGUUGAAUGAAAAGUGCACGUUUCAUGUGAUCCAAACUAAUGUGUAGAAGGAAGAAACUGUUCUAACAGCCAUACUUGUAAUAAAAAUUGUGAAAUGAAAUGACAAUUCUGAGCAAACAGA